This is a messenger RNA of Boeremia exigua, 485 nucleotides long. RefSeq lists its product as uncharacterized. The transcript has a single exon. NCBI's taxonomy places the organism in Eukaryota, Fungi, Ascomycota, Dothideomycetes, Pleosporales, Didymellaceae. The coding region runs from base 168 to 431 and encodes 87 amino acids. The record is from RefSeq and is a predicted model, not a curated record.
CCCUACCUCACCCUACGCACCCAGUCCAUACAGGCUCAGCCAUGGCACAUACACGCCUACCUAGUACACACCUCAACCCCCAGCCCUAGCCUUAGCCCUAGCCUUAGCCUCAGCCCCAGCCCCAGCACGGCCAACACCACGCAGUCGUUUCUUGACUCUGUAGAGGUAUGCAGUUAGUGCACUCCCUUAUCGCCCGUCUCUUACCGCGCAGCCCAGCCCAGCCCAGCCCUGCACUGCACUGCACAACCAGCCCUCCACAGGCAAUCGCUCUCCCAUUCCCUAACUGCAAAUGCCAAACUCUCCAACACUGCACACCUCCAAUUCCCGCACGUGCACACUUACGCACGUGUGUGCGGCGGGGACAGGAGAUGAGAACCUUAUCACAAAAAAAAGGGCCGUUUGACGCACUCAUUGCAUUACUGCCUACUUAAUUGACGGGAACCGUACCCAUGCAUUCCCUGCCACUCAGUGAUCCAGACACAUCC